Chaetomium fimeti is the source of this 756-nucleotide messenger RNA. RefSeq lists its product as uncharacterized. The record is from RefSeq and is a predicted model, not a curated record. The annotation marks the transcript as partial. The transcript has 3 exons. Lineage: Eukaryota; Fungi; Ascomycota; Sordariomycetes; Sordariales; Chaetomiaceae.
AUGUCGGGCGCCGCCGAUAUGCCCCCCGAUGAGAACCGGGGCCCCGAGAUCCUCGCUGUCUGCGGAGCCCUGGUGGGACUCGCCCUCGUCGUGGUGAUGUUGCGAGUAUACGUGAGGGCAAGGAUGGUUCGACAUCUUGGUAUCGACGACUACACCAUCAUCGCCGCCAUGGUAGUCAUGUUCGUCGAGAUGAUGAUUAUUAUUCCACAAGUCAACCUCGGCGGUGGUCGCCAUGUGCAGUACAUCAAGCCGGAGGAGAACGUUAUCAAGGGGUUGCACCUCAACUUCGUCACCCAGCCGCUUUGCCUCAUCGCCCUCUGCCUGACGAAAAUAAGCGUCGGCUUCUUCCUGCUACGUCUGACGCCCUCUCCACGGUUCCGGUGGAUUGUCAUUGGCACCAUGAUCUUCACCGUCCUUUCGGCUAGCGGGAACUUUUUGACUGUUUUCUUCCAAUGCCGACCCCUAGCCCUGACUUGGGACCCGUCCGUCGAAGGAACGUGCAUACCACCGUCCAACCUCAAAUUCGCCGCCUUCUUCAACUCUAGCGUUGCGGUGUUGACCGAUAUUCUCUUCGCCCUCCUGCCGGUCCCCAUUCUCUGGAACGUACAGAUGAACUGGAAGGUCAAGUCGGCGGUGGCGGCUAUCCUGUCCCUAGGCAUCUUCGCCGCCGUGGCCGCAAUCGUCAAGAUCACCUUCCUCGGCUCGUACGGCCAGCACGGCGAUUUCCUCUGGGACAGCGCCGACAUCACCAUCUGG